This is a messenger RNA of Symphalangus syndactylus (siamang), 3085 nucleotides long. It is a transcript of the gene PPP2R2A, whose product is annotated as protein phosphatase 2 regulatory subunit Balpha. Gene Ontology annotation, cellular component: protein phosphatase type 2A complex. The record is from RefSeq and is a predicted model, not a curated record. Gene Ontology annotation, molecular function: protein phosphatase regulator activity; protein binding. NCBI's taxonomy places the organism in Eukaryota, Metazoa, Chordata, Mammalia, Primates, Hylobatidae.
UAUAUACACAUUUAUUUUGCACCGAGAAGGAAGAGCGCUUUACAAGUUAAAAUACAGUGGGGGCAUAUGUGUAUUUUUUCCCCACUGUGGAUGCCAUUCUUUUUGAGAAUGGAAGCCUCAAUUUUUUGUUUCGAACCAUUUCGUUUCCGUUUCUUCCCUCUUACCGCCGAAGAGUGCAAGGCCUUUCAUGUACAGCAAGUUGCAUGAAAAUAAUUUAAACUUUCCGUUUAGCAUGUUAGCUUUUUUGCAGAUGUCCUUUUCCCAAAAGGGUUUGGUAGAGUUAGUUAAAAUAGUUGCGGAGUUCAGAGAUAUAAAUAGCAAGGAGGAGAGAGAUUUAGGUAGAAGCUUUGAAGGGGAGGGGAAAGGAUGUAGAGAGAAAACCAGUUUGGAAAUAAAUUUAGCAAGGAAUAGGGGUGAUGGGGGAGAGAGAAGUAAUGUAAUUGCUUUGAGAAUUCUUUUUGUACAUGUUGGUAUUGCUAAAUCUUUUCCUUCAUGUAGUAGAAUCAGUUCCAGAUUUAGAUUCAGUUUCUCCCUAGAGCCCCAGGACAUUUUCACCAUUUCGAUCUCAGUACUUGCACGUGAAAUAGAAACAUUCCGAGAUGAGACCAGUUUUCCGUGCUGUAUUCAUUAUUAAGAUAAUUAAACCUUUUGAAAAAGUUAACAUGUCGGAUUGACUUACGGUUUGCUGUAAACAAGUUGCUUGUUGGCCUUGUUGAAAAAUGAAAUGAGAUUAAAAUUGUUUUGCACGAGAUGACAUAUUAGCAAAAUGAAUUCUUUGCCAGGUCUUUUGGAGUCGAGGGAUGAGGUGAAGGGAGGCAGAACAAGCUUCCUUUGACAGUCUCUUUAGCAGCAUUCAUUUCAGUUUCUUUUCCUCUCUGUCUGGAGCCAGUGAUUUGCUGGUAAUGAAUGCAAAGAACUGGGUGUAGUGUUUGAUGUGUGUGCACUUUGGUGAUAGGGUUCAUAUGAAUCAUUACUCCUUACCCAGGCAGUAAUGUUCCCGAAGUUUUCUCUUCGUUCUAUGUUUCAUGGAGCUGGAGGAGGGAAUGAUAUUCAGUGGUGUUUUUCUCAGGUGAAAGGAGCAGUAGAUGAUGAUGUAGCAGAAGCAGAUAUAAUUUCUACAGUAGAAUUUAAUCAUUCUGGAGAAUUACUAGCAACAGGAGAUAAAGGUGGUAGAGUCGUCAUCUUUCAACAGGAGCAGGAGAACAAAAUCCAGUCUCAUAGCAGAGGAGAAUAUAAUGUUUACAGCACCUUCCAGAGCCAUGAACCAGAGUUUGACUACUUGAAAAGUUUAGAAAUAGAAGAAAAGAUCAACAAAAUUAGGUGGUUACCCCAGAAAAAUGCUGCUCAGUUUUUAUUGUCUACCAAUGAUAAAACAAUAAAAUUAUGGAAAAUCAGUGAAAGGGACAAAAGACCAGAAGGGUAUAACUUGAAAGAGGAAGAUGGAAGGUAUAGAGAUCCUACUACAGUUACUACACUACGAGUGCCAGUCUUUAGGCCUAUGGAUCUAAUGGUUGAGGCCAGUCCACGAAGAAUAUUUGCCAAUGCUCAUACAUAUCACAUCAACUCAAUUUCUAUUAAUAGUGAUUAUGAAACAUAUUUAUCUGCAGAUGAUUUGCGGAUUAAUCUUUGGCAUCUGGAAAUUACAGACAGGAGUUUUAACAUUGUGGAUAUCAAGCCUGCCAAUAUGGAAGAGCUAACAGAGGUGAUUACAGCAGCAGAAUUUCAUCCAAACAGCUGUAACACAUUUGUAUACAGCAGCAGUAAAGGAACUAUUCGGCUAUGUGACAUGAGGGCAUCUGCCCUCUGUGAUAGGCAUUCUAAAUUGUUUGAAGAACCUGAAGAUCCCAGUAACAGGUCAUUUUUUUCCGAAAUCAUCUCCUCUAUUUCGGAUGUAAAAUUCAGCCAUAGUGGUCGAUAUAUGAUGACUAGAGACUAUUUGUCAGUCAAAAUUUGGGACUUAAAUAUGGAAAACAGGCCUGUGGAAACAUACCAGGUGCAUGAAUACCUCAGAAGUAAACUCUGUUCACUGUAUGAAAAUGACUGCAUAUUUGACAAAUUUGAAUGUUGUUGGAAUGGAUCUGACAGUGUUGUCAUGACUGGAUCUUACAAUAAUUUCUUCAGAAUGUUUGACAGAAACACAAAGCGAGACAUAACCCUAGAAGCAUCGCGGGAAAACAAUAAGCCUCGCACAGUUCUGAAGCCUCGCAAAGUCUGUGCAAGUGGCAAGCGAAAGAAAGAUGAAAUAAGUGUUGACAGCCUAGACUUCAAUAAGAAAAUCCUUCACACAGCCUGGCACCCCAAGGAAAAUAUCAUUGCUGUAGCUACUACAAACAAUCUGUAUAUAUUUCAAGACAAAGUGAAUUAGGGUUGGCAUUCCUAGCAGAAGAACCCACUUCUUGCUUAGUUGAGAUAGUUGAAUCUAGCAUUCGUUCCUAUAAAAGAGAGAGGUCCAUUGUGGCGCCCCUUUCCAGUGUUUGACAGUGUGCCAUUCGACAACACAUUGUUAUAGCUACAUGGAGAAAGCUCUGUGGAUUCAUCACUGUGGUGUUCUCCAUGUCUGCUAGCCAUUUAGGUAAGGGUAGGGCACUUUUAAUUUAAAUGACUUCUUGCACCAUCUUGCCUAAUGGACUAGAUUGGACUGUAUCAACAUUGAUUUACUCCACUUUUUAUGCCUUCCAUUGUGAUGACGUCAAACACAGUGAAAGCCUUCAGUCAUGCUAUGGGAUUUAAUUGUGUAUCCUCAUUACUGUAUCAUUUGUGGGGUACACCCCUUCCCCCUUUUUUUAAAUUAAAUACAGCUCAUUCUUACUGUGGCUUGUAGCAUUCCUCCUCUUCUGGCCUCCUGGACUCUUCCCCUUCAUCUCUCUUACCCUUGCCCCCUCCACCCGGUCUUGGUGGUGGUAUAUUAAAAAAAGAAAGAAUGAAAGCACACAAAAUGAGUCAGUUUGGGGUCAGUGGUAUAAAGGGGGUAUAUGUUGCGAACAAAUGUUUUAAUAACAGUUGGCUGUAAUCACUCCUCGCCAUGUCUGGCACUGAAAAUAAGGAAAAAAAAACCUACUACUGAAUAAAAGUGACAAAGAAUGGA